ACUGAAGUAAUACCAUCCUGUUUGUGUGUGUGUGGUGGGAAGGACUUCUGAAUCAGUGAUGAGAUGAGCGUCAGUGAUCGGCGGUGAAUCAGUGUGGAAGGAUGAAGCUUCUGCUCAGCAGCAUGUUACUCGCCUCGCUCUGCGCGCUCUCAUCCUGGAGUGUCUCAUCAGGCGUACCUGUUGUGACCCAGACUCCUGAUGUCUCUGUCACUGAGGGGGAGACAGUAAACAUCACCUGCUGCUGGACAGUAAAGUUUGAAAGAAUGAGUGUUAACUGGCUGAAGAAUCAAACAGUGAUAAAGACUGAACUGAAAUACCCAAAUAACUCUCAAGCAUCUCUGCAAAAGGAGAGAUCUGGAUGCUCAUAUUUUACCUUUAUGAAUAUUACAAGAGAGGAUUCAGGGAGAUACACCUGCAGGUUGUCUGUGGAGAUACCUGAAUUGCGCAUGUAUCAAGGAAAUGGUACCGUCAUCACAGUCACAGCCAGAGACAACAACAACGAAGAUUACAAUGCAUCAGGAGAUGGAAAAGUGCCUGCCACCAAAGCUCUCCCAGUAUACAUAACAGCUCCUCUGGCUGUAGUGGUUCCAUUGCUGCUCAUCACGCUCGUCUGUUUCUGCGCUCUGAAAAGGAGACAAGCAUCAUCGGCAGCCAGGGUGAUCUACGAGGUACCCCACACUGACUCUGAGGAGGCAGACAUGGACAAACGCAGCACCAGCUCCUCCACAGGCUCUUCUCAGUGGUGUCAGGUACCAGUGUAUGAAUCCUUCGAUUACUUUGAGCGUGUGCAGACCAAAGAAAGUGGGUGAGGAUCUACUCUGGGGAAUUUUCACAUCUUGUUACACUUUUACUUUUUCUUUCUCUACUUUAUAUAUCAUGUACAUUCAUUGAAUUACCUUUAUAUGAAUGAUGUAAAUGUCUUUAUACGAGUGUAAAUAUUUUUUAUUUUUCUAUAAACUAAGCCAUAUCUA
Messenger RNA from Larimichthys crocea (large yellow croaker), 971 nucleotides. RefSeq lists its product as uncharacterized. Bases 102 to 809 code for a protein of 235 amino acids. The transcript has 5 exons. Gene Ontology annotation, biological process: B cell differentiation; B cell receptor signaling pathway. NCBI's taxonomy places the organism in Eukaryota, Metazoa, Chordata, Actinopteri, Sciaenidae. The record is from RefSeq and is a predicted model, not a curated record. Gene Ontology annotation, cellular component: external side of plasma membrane; B cell receptor complex.